Molecule: messenger RNA, 2114 nt
Organism: Bursaphelenchus okinawaensis
Lineage: Eukaryota; Metazoa; Nematoda; Chromadorea; Rhabditida; Aphelenchoididae
Source: the annotation of a GenBank genome assembly
AUGUUCACAUCAUUAUCCAACGCCGACCUACACACAGUUUAUGGCACCAGGACAAGGAAUUCGUCGUUACGCACAGCUGCAGCUAAUCUAAACUACGGUUCAGAGACAUAUCAAUGUAAUUACUGUGAUAUUAAGCAAUGUACAAAGAAGAAAACCACUGGAAAGUCGUUUGGAGAAGUGUUUUGUUAUAGCAAACAGUAUGUGGAUGAAGGUGGGUUUUUUUAAAAAGAUGCGUUUUAAUAAGAGCAAAGGGAAGGCGGAGUUAGAACAAAAAGAAGAGUAUGGUAUUGGUAAAGAAAACGUGAAGGGCAUGGGCAAAUUAGGGUAACGUUACUUUAAUAAAGGUAGGGUAUAAGCAAAGAGAAGAAAGCUACGACUUAGGUUUAGAUAAGGCAAGGCUAUACUACUAUUAGAUGUCAGUUUGGGUCUAGGACCAGGCUUGGCAGAGAAAAAGUAGGCUAGGGUUUAUCCUGUUGCCUGGACUUACUUAUGCUUAGACUUACGCUAUCUACGGCUAAAGCUAGCAAUAAAGCUAAGACUGAAGCUAGAGCAAGGAUCAGGACUAGCGUUAUGGCUAAAGCUCUGGGCUAGAACUCUGAGACUAAGGCUCUAGGUUAAGGCUCUGGACUAGAGUUAUGGGCUAGAACCUCUGGGCUAGAACUUUGAGACUAGGGCUUCUAAGCUAGGGCUCUGGGCUAGGGUUACCAUAUUUUUCUAGGUUUACUCUUCGUACCUACAAAAUUGUUGUCAACAAAAAUAUUUAUUCUAACCACUUCAGACCCGGAAGACGCGCCAACAACAACAUGUAUAACAGACGAGGCCGAGCUACGGUAUUUAGUGUUAGCGGAACGACUAAAAGACAGUAAUACCUGUCAGACGGCAAAAGAGGACCCUAAUAUAAGGAUAUGUUGGUGCAAAGCUUCAGUUAAGAGGAGGUAAAGAUAGAAAAUUAAAUCUUUAAAUUUUUGAAAUUUUUAAGAUUUUUAAAAAAUUUUUUAUUUUUGAGCAAAAUUUUGUUUUUUUAAAACUUAAAAAGUCUUGUCGCUUUCCACAAUACAAACUAGUGUAAAUCGACGACAAGACUUUUUUAAAGCUAUAAAUCUUACUUAAAGUGAUAAAAUGUUACCUAAAAUGAUAAAAAUUGAUUAAAAUAUUCAAAAUCAUUCUUAUGUUACAGUAUGUCACGAGUAGAACAACUUCAAGAACGAAGCCGGCUUCGUUUUGCAACCGGAGCCAAAGGCGGCGUCAAACUGGUACAUUAUCAAAGCGCCAACCAAAGGCAAAUCAACCAGAACUAUGAUAACACAAUAAGGGUAGGUUUUGAAAAAAAUGGCAAGAACUUUCUUUACAAAGCAAAGAAUGGCAAGAACUUUCUUUACAAAAUCAAAAAUUGCAAGAACUUUGUUUACAAGUUAAAAAAUGGCAAGAACUUUCUUUACAAAAUUAAAAAUGGCUAACACUUUGUUUACAAACAAAAAAUGGCAAGAACUUUCUUUACAAAAUUAAAAAUGGCUAAAACUUUGUUUACAAACAAAAAAUGGCAAGAACUUUCUUUACAAAAUUAAAAAUGGCUAACACUUUGUUUACAAACAAAAAAUGGCAAGAACUUUCUUUACAAAAUUAAAAAUGGCUAAAACUUUGUUUACAAACAAAAAAUGGCAAGAACUUUCUUCACAAAGCAAAGAAUGGCAAGAACUUUCUUUACAAAAUGAAAAAUUGCAAGAACUUUGUUUACAAGUUAAAAAAUGGCAAGAGCUUUCUUUACAAAAUUAAAAAUGGCUAAAACUUUGUUUACAAACAAAAAAUGGCAAGGAUUUUCUUUACAAAGCAAGAAAUGGCAAUAACUUUCUUUACAGUCUCCUCAAACCCUAAGGCAAGGUCCAAGAGUUCAAGCUUCUGGUCUACAAAGGAUUGGCUCUACAGUAACCCCAUCAGGUCAGGACUUCCACUCGAGACACAAAAUAGCCGCUACUCAUGGUGGUAUAGCCAGUCGGCUUACUAAUCCUAGACGACCUUCUUCUACUUUAACUGAUGGUAGUAGUCAGGUUUUGGUAUCUAAUAUUGUUAUUUUGACUUCUGUGGCAGUCUUAUUUAUUCAUCAGCUGUUUUUGUGA